AUGUUGUCUUCGCUCAGAUUAACUAUUCUUUCAAACCAAAGAUCCAGCAUCAGAUUAGCUACAGCUAUCAGAAGAUUGAACUUGGGCACUACUGCCACCUCUUACCCCACAAAACAUACUGGAGUAAAUGAUGAACCCUACAUCACCCCCAGUUUCAUUAAUAAUAAGUUUAUCAAAUCCGAACUGAGUGAAUGGUUUGAUAUCCAUGAUCCUGCCACCAACCAUGUGGUUUCCAAAGUUCCCCAAUCCACUCCUCAAGAGUUGGAAGACGCCAUUACUUCUGCUCAUGAAGCAUUCAAGAUCUGGAAGGAAUAUUCAGUGAUCAAAAGACAAGGCAUAGCUUUUAAAUUUGUUCAAUUGUUGAGGGAAAACAUGGACCGUAUUGCGUCUGUGAUUGUGUUGGAACAGGGCAAGACGUUUCCGGAUGCCAAGGGAGAUGUUUUACGGGGUUUACAAGUGGCUGAAGCAGCUUGUAACAUCACCAAUGACUUCAAAGGUGAAACGUUGGAGGUUUCCACAGAUAUGGAAACCAAACUGAUUAGAGAACCUUUAGGAGUUGUUGGAUCCAUUUGUCCCUUCAAUUUCCCUGCCAUGGUUCCAUUAUGGGCAUUACCUGUGGUUUUAGCUACGGGGAAUACUACAGUUAUCAAACCAUCUGAAAGAGUCCCUGGCGCUGCCAUGAUCAUUUGUGAAUUGGCUGCUCAAGCCGGUGUGCCUCCAGGUGUCAUCAACAUUGUUCACGGUAAACACGAGACCGUCAACAAAAUCAUUGAAGAUCCAAGAAUUAAGGCUAUUACCUUUGUGGGGGGUGAUAAAGCAGGUAAAUAUAUUUAUGAAAAGGCAUCUGCCUUGGGUAAAAGAGUGCAAGCCAAUUUGGGUGCUAAGAACCAUUUGAUUGUUUUACCUGACACAGAUAAGAAGAGAUUUAUUAAUGCCUUGAAUGGUGCAGCCUUCGGAGCUGCUGGUCAAAGAUGUAUGGCCAUUUCAGUAUUGGUUACUGUCGGGAAAACUAAGGAAUGGGUAGCUGAUAUCAUUGCUGAUGCUAAGAAAUUGCGUGUGGGUAGUGGGUUUGAUCCUUCAAGUGAUUUAGGUCCUUUGAUUAAUCCAACCAGUUUAACCAGAAGUAAAGAAAUCAUUGCUGAUUCUGUUGCUGCUGGUGCCACUUUGGCUUUAGACGGGACUAAGUUUGUUCCAUCGGAAGAAAGAUUCCAAAAGGGUAACUUUUUGGGUCCAACCAUUUUAACUGAUGUUAAACCAGGAAUGAGAUGUUAUGACGAAGAAAUCUUUGCUCCGGUACUUUCGGUUGUGAAUGUUGAUACCUUAGAAGAAGCUGUGGAUUUUGUUAACAAAAACCCAUACGGAAACGGUGUUUCUCUCUUCACUCAUUCUGGUCCUGCUGCUCAAUAUUUCACCAAAAACAUUGAAUGUGGCCAAGUUGGUGUGAACGUUCCAAUUCCAGUUCCAUUACCCAUGUUUUCCUUUACUGGAUCCAAAGCUUCAUUCUUGGGUGACUUGAACUUUUACGGGAAGAACGGUCUUAUGUUCUUGACCAAACCAAAGACUAUCACCACUUUAUGGAAAGUUGACGAAAUAGAUGAAGAAUUGAAACCAUCCACCUCUAUGCCUGUUCAACAUUGA
This is a messenger RNA of Lizanozyma spartinae, 1638 nucleotides long. It is a transcript of the gene ALD6, whose product is annotated as Ald6p. Lineage: Eukaryota; Fungi; Ascomycota; Pichiomycetes; Serinales; Debaryomycetaceae. Gene Ontology annotation, biological process: L-valine catabolic process; thymine catabolic process. The record is from RefSeq and is a predicted model, not a curated record. Gene Ontology annotation, molecular function: malonate-semialdehyde dehydrogenase (acetylating, [NAD(P)+]) activity; methylmalonate-semialdehyde dehydrogenase (acylating, NAD+) activity. Bases 1 to 1638 code for a protein of 545 amino acids. The transcript has a single exon. Gene Ontology annotation, cellular component: mitochondrion.